Molecule: messenger RNA, 2361 nt
Organism: Rubroshorea leprosula
Lineage: Eukaryota; Viridiplantae; Streptophyta; Magnoliopsida; Malvales; Dipterocarpaceae
Source: the annotation of a GenBank genome assembly
AAAAAUCGAAACUUCAAAUUUAAAAACUUUCUCUUAAGAGAAUAAAUUUUAAAAACAUAACUUCUUUUUACAUGUUGACCAAACAAAUCACCCAUCACUCGCCAAAAAUUUCCUGGCGCUCAGAGUCCACCCUCACUCAAUCUUCCCUCCCGCCAGUCCCUAACUACUGCUAUUUCAUUUCAUCACCACCUCCAUUCCCGCCAUGGAACUUCUCCAUUCCGCCUCCCGAUUCUCCACCGUCCGAUGCAUCAUCACCCGCCAUCACUCGCCCACUCCUCGCGGACGAUUCUUCGCAAUCGAGUCUGCCUUUCUCAAAUGAGAAAGCUAAAUACCACAAAGAGCUUGAAGCUGCAGUGGCCGUCGUGGAGAAAGCUUGCCGUAUCUGUGUUGAUGUGCAAAAAUCUAUGUUCUCCAAAGGAGGGAUUCUUGAAAAGAACGACCAAACGCCAGUUACCGUCGCAGAUUUUGGCGUCCAAGCUCUAGUUAGUUUGGAACUGGGCAAAUUGUUCCCUUCUGUUCCCUUGGUGGCUGAGGAGGACUCUGGUUUUUUGCGUUCACAUAAUUUGGUGGAUUCUGUUGUAAAAGUAGUGUCUGAUAAAGCAAGCUCUGGAGAUAAAAUGUUGUCAAAAGCUGAUGUACUAGAAGCAAUUGACCGAGGAGGGAAAGGUGGUUUUGAUUUUGGAACAAAGCCAGCUACAUACUGGAUUCUGGAUCCAAUUGAUGGAACACGAGGGUUUGUGAAAGGAAGUGAGGCCUUAUAUGUGGUAGGUUUGGCUCUUGUAGUUGAAGGAGAGAUUGUGUUGGGUGUCAUGGGCUGCCCUAACUGGCUUGAAGAUCAUUCUUGCAAGUCUUCCACUGAAGUUCAGGGAUAUAAAAUCAAUACAUCCAAACCAGGAAUUGUUAUGAUUGCUCACACUGACUGUGGAACUUGGACAAAGAACUUAAUUGAUUUUCAUGAUAUCUCAUCCAAAAUAUCAGCUGGUUGGACAAGAUGCUUUGUUGAUGAUUGCUGCUUAGUUCCCAAAGCUCGGUUUUGUAUUCCAGAUAGCCAGACAUGGGAGUUAAUUCCCCUGUCAGCUUUGUAUGAAGCAAAAAUUGAUGCUGAAGCUGAUGACGUUGGGGAUAAAGAAAUUAUUCUUUUGUCAUCAUGUUGUGGGAGUUUAUGCAAGUACUUAAUGGUGGCUUCAGGCAAAGCAUCAGUUUUCAUGCAACGAGUGAAAUCUCAGAAAGUUAUCAAGGCUUGGGAUCAUGCUGUUGGCAUGUUAUGUGUGCAUGAAGCAGGAGGAAAGGUGACUGACUGGAAAGGAAGUGAACUUGAUAUUGGUGCAGAUCAAGUUGAACGAAGGAUCAUAUUCCCUGCUGGCGGUGUUCUUGUGACUAAUGGCAACAUACAUAACCAGAUACUGGAGAUGAUCUCUUCCCAUUCAAGAAUUUUUUGAUGAUGGAUUAUAUACAAAAUUGGUAUUUGUUUAUGUUGCUCCAUCUUUUGAAUAUGCUUGAGGUUUAUUCUGUUCUUGCAAGUUGUAAAAUAAUUAUUCAGAAUCAGUUCACAGUAGUAUGUGAAAAAUCACAUUUGCCAUUGCAUUAAAGUGUCAAAAGGAACUUCCUUUUAGGAAACUCUUUGUCUAAAAUUCUUGCUAAUAUCCUAUAUUCUUUCAUACUAAUGUGUUUAAUUUUCAUUUUUCAAGGAUAAUUGAAAGGAGAAUGUACCAAGAUUAUGUUUCUGGUUACAGAGUACAGAUGGUUUAGACUGUCCAUCUGUCCUCACAUUUGCAUCUAUCGAUUGGUGGUGUUAAGCUGUUGGUAGUUAUAGAUUAGGAUAUGAAUUUAUCUGAGUUAAAAUGAAUCCAUGAGGACUAACCAAAUGAAACCAAUGAAAGUUUAAUGGCCAACACCAAGAUGUCUUUGAUCUAUUGCCGACAAGGAUGGAGGACAUACUGAAAUUGGGAACCUUGGAUCCUUUGUAAAACAAUAGACUAUGUUCUCAAAGUUCCUUGGAGAAAAUAAAGCCGAUGUUACAGAAUAAGCUAAUUUUUUUCGACCAACCAGAAUAAGUUAAUUAACUAGCAGAGAGUAUCUGUUGAUUCAUUGACAUGGGAUUUUCUGAUGAACAGGAGUUCAAGAUUAGAAACAAACAUGUCAACAAUUUGUGGCAUUGUGUCACGACUGACGAAGACUUCUCAUCUUGAUAUCAUAUACUAGAUUCUUCAAGGUUCAAUCAGUUUGUCUGAUGUAGGUUUCAUAUUUCAUAAUAUGAGUUUCAGAUGCUUAUGGCUUUGUUUAGAUAGUUGAGUUUAUAGUUGAUUAUAGUAAUGAGUUAUGUGUAGUUUAUCUUUUAUCUGGACUCCUUUGUUAUAUUUA